Sturnus vulgaris (Common starling) is the source of this 2461-nucleotide messenger RNA. Lineage: Eukaryota; Metazoa; Chordata; Aves; Passeriformes; Sturnidae. The record is from RefSeq and is a predicted model, not a curated record.
AUGGGGAAUGCAUGGAUGGUGAUGGAUGAUGUAUCAAUGGAGGAGGGCCUCCUGGGUGGAUUGGGUGGACGAAUGCUGAGUGGACACAUGGCUGGACAGGCACACACGUGGCUGAGCCCAUGGCUGGUUUUUGCUCUGAACCCCCCAGUGCAGGUGGUACUGGGGGAGCUGAGGGUCUCCAGCAUCACCCCAGGCUCUGUGGGGCUGCAGUGGAGCGUCCCCAAGGGCUCCUUUGACUCCUUCACGCUGCAGUACCGGGAUGCCCAGGGCCAGCCCCAGGCCCUGCCCAUCGAUGGUGAGUCCCGCUCAGUGACGGUGCCGGGGCUGUCCCUGUCCUGCCGGUACUGCUUCCACCUCUAUGGGCUGAGGGGAGGCAAAAGGAUUGACCGUGUCUCCACUGACACUGUCACAGGUGAGUCCCCUGCAUCUGAGGCAGUCUCGGCGUGAGCGGUGCUGGAGGAGCUGAAGCUCUCCAGUGUCCCACCAAACUCUCUGGGGUUUCAGUGGAGCAUCCCUGAGAGCUACUUUGACUCCUUCACACUGCAGUACCAGGAUGCCCAGGGCCAGCCCCAGGCCCUGCCCAUCGAUGGCGAGUCCCGCUUCGUGAUGGUGCCGGGGCUGUCCCUGUCCUGCCGGUACCGCUUCCACCUCUAUGGCCUGAAGGGAGGCAAAAGGAUUGACCAUUUAUCCACUGACAUUGUCACAGUGCUGGAGGAGCUGAGGGUCUCCAGCAUCACCCCAGGCUCUGUGGGGCUGUAGUGGAGGGUCCCCGAGGGCUCCUUUGACUCCUUCACACUGCAGUAGUGGGAUGCCCAGGGCCAGCCCCAGGCCCUGCCCAUCGAUGGUGAGUCCCGCUCAGUGACGGUGCUGGGGCUGUCCCCGUCCCGCCGGUACCGCUUCCACCUCUAUGGGGUGGGGGGAGGCAAAAGGACCAACCAUGUCUCUAUUGACAUGGUCACAGCACCCCCAUCUGAGACCCCCACGGCACGGGCAGUGAUGGGAGAACUGAGGGUCUUCAGCAUCACCCCAGAAUCUAUGGGACUGCAAUGGAGCAUCCCCAAGGGCUCCUUUUACUCCUUCAUGCUGCAGUACCGGGAUGCUCAGGGCCAGCCCCAGGCCCUGCCCAUCGAUGGUGAGUCCCACUCGGUGACGGUGCUGGGGCUGUCCCCGUCCCGCCGGUACUGCUUCCACCUCUAUGGGCUGAGGGGAGGCAAAAGGACUGACCACAUCUUCACUGACUCUGCCACAGGUGAGAAGGGUCAGAGGGCCACAGCCACAACAGAGGAGCCACAACCUGAGGACUCCAAAGACCCCCCAAUUGAGGCCCCUCCAUCUGAGACCCCCUUGGCACAAGCAGUGCUGGGAGAGCUGAAGGUCUCCAGUGUCAGCCCCAGCUCUGUGCAACUACAGUGGAGUGUCCCCAAGGGCUCCUUUUACUCCUGCAUGCUGCAGUACCGGGAUGCCCAGGGCCAGCCCCAGGCCCUGCCCAUCGAUGGCGAGUCCCACUUGGUGAUGGUGCCGGGACUGACUCCAUCCCGCCGGUACCACUUCCACCUCUAUGGGCUGAGGGGAGGCAAAAGGAGCGACCACGUCUCCAGUGAGGCUGCCACUGGUGGCCCAGGGACCCUGUGGGUGGGCUCGGUGUGGCCCUGCAGUGCCCGGCUGCACUGGGACCCCCCCCGCCCCCCUGAUGUCUACGAGCUGGAGUACGGCCCCCCGGGGGGCCCCAGCAGGUAACGACCCCCCAAAAGGAACCUAAAAACCCCCGGGUACCCUGUGGCUGCCCCCGAGGCGACAUCGCAGCAGCUCUGGGGGCUGGAGCCGGCAGGACGCUAUGGGGUGCGGCUGUGGGGCCGAGUGGGACACCCCAAAAGUGCCCCUCUGGAGGCCACCUUUGACAAGUCCCCACUUCCGCACCCCCAUCCCCGGGACUGCGCCGAGGAGCAGCGGAACGGGCCGGGACCCUCCCGGGACACCCUCAUCUCCCUCGGGGGGGACCUGGCCCGACCCCUCCGCGUCUUCUGUGACAUGGACACGGACGGCGGCAGCUGGCUGGUUUUCCAGCGCCGCCAGGACGGAGGCACCGAUUUUUGGAGGGGGUGGGACUCGUACGCCCACGGCUUCAGCAAUGUUAGCGGUGAAUUCUGGCUUGGGAACGAGGCACUGCAUGAGCUGACGGCCGCCACCCCCAUGGAGCUGUGUGCGGACUUGAGGGCAGGUCGUGACUCCACGAUCUAUUGCGACUUCGCCGUGGGCAGCGCAGAGGAGCAGUACCAUCUCCGCGAAUCUGGGGGGCGUCUGUGGGGUCUCUAUGGGGAUUUAUGGGGGUCUCUGGAACUCUCUAAGGGUUCUGACCCCCCAGCUCCCCCACAGGGCAUCCACUGGUUCCCCUGGAAAGGCUUCAACGUCUCCAUCCCCUUCACUGAGAUGAAGCUGCGGCCACAGCGUGGCUGAGGGGGCU